This is a messenger RNA of Oldenlandia corymbosa var. corymbosa, 504 nucleotides long. Lineage: Eukaryota; Viridiplantae; Streptophyta; Magnoliopsida; Gentianales; Rubiaceae. The record is from the annotation of a GenBank genome assembly.
AUGAAUGAAAAUGCUGUGGAUAAUCCAAUUGUCAUCCCAUCUGAAGAUGUCAUUUUUACACUACCAAACCAAACAAAUAUUGCAGUUGUUGAACCAUCAGAUAAUGUUGAAAUUGUGAACGAAGAUGCAGUUGACAAUUUUGUGGUGAAUCCAUCUAAAGAUGUCAUUGCUACACCACCAAAUGAUGUUGGUGCUACAGGUAUUUCCAUACUUGCUGCACAAAGAUACAUCGUUGACAUCAAUGGAUUGAGUUAUACAAAAAGCAACCAUUUCACCAUAGUUGUCAAAGUGAUGACACUUUGGGAGGUUCCAGAAGUAUCCAAAAAAAACAAAGUGAAGUCUGUUGAGAGGUGUUUGAUUAAUGCUCAGGGAAGCAAAAUUCAAGCAACCAUUCCUGGAAGAAUUGUGAAAGAUUUUGCAAAUUCUUUCAAAGAAGGUUGUGUUAGAAGAUUAUCAAGAUUUGACACUUUUCUCAUCGUUAGUGGGAGGAUUCAGGUAUACUAA